UUAAUCACAGUAAUCCCAUCAAUGUGUUUAUUUUGUAGAAGAUGUUUUAUGAACACUAUCUUAAAAAGUUUUAAAUAAGUACACAUUCCUAAUAGCAAAAAACACUAUUAAGCUGCAAUACAGUUGAUCCAUAGAAUCUGGUCUAUAAGAAGGAAUGCCUUAUUAAAUUUUUUGAGGCUAAUUCUACUGGAAGCAGGAUUAUUUGUGUUGGAAGACCUGUCUGUGGAAAGAUCUGAACAUGGAAAGGCUUGGACUUGGGAAGACUCCUUUUAAAAAGGUCUGGACCAGGGGAAAGGUCAGAAGACCUGGACUAUGGAACAUGUUAGAAUACCUGGAUAUCGUAGACACUGGAAAACCUGAAUGUUAGACCGGUGCCCUGGAGACGUUGGAAGACGUGGAUAUUGAGCCCGCUGUUGGAAGACUGGGUAGUUGUCGGAAGACGUGGAGAUGCUGGAAGAUGCAGAGAUGCCGGAAGACGAGCAGAUGCAGGAAGACGAGCAGAUGACGGAAGAUGCAGAGAUGUCGGAAGACGCAGAGAUGUCGGAAGACUCAGAGAUGCUGGAAGACGCAGAGAUGCCAGAAGACGCAGAGAUGCCGGAAGACGAGCAGAUGCUGGAAGCCCUGGAGAUGCUGGAAGCCCUGGAGAUGUAGGAAGACAAGGAUUUUCUGGAAGACGCAUCUUAGUUGGAAGACGUGGAUUUUCUGGAAGACGUGGAUUUUCUGGAAGACAUAAAUUUGUUGGAAGACGUGGGUAGGCUGGAAGACAUGAACUUGAUGGAAGACACACAGCUUUGUUGGAAGACGAGGAUUUGCUGGAAGACGUGGAUUUUCUGGAAGACUUGGAGGUCAUUGGAAGACAUGGAUUUCCUGGAAGACAUGGCUUUUCUGGAAGACGUGGAUUUUCAGGAAGACCCAAAUUGUCCGGAAGACCUGGAUUGUUUGGGAGACGUAGAUUUGCUGGAAGACUGGAGGUCACUGGAAGACAUGGAUUUUCUGGAAGAUGUGGAUCUCUAGGAAGACAUGUAUUUGUUGGAAGCCCCGAAUUAGUGGAAGACACAAAUUUUCUGGAAGACGUGGCUCUAUCGGAAGACCUGGAUUUCUUUAGUGGA
Messenger RNA from Ailuropoda melanoleuca (giant panda), 1109 nucleotides. RefSeq names its product cerebellar degeneration related 1. The record is from RefSeq and is a predicted model, not a curated record. NCBI's taxonomy places the organism in Eukaryota, Metazoa, Chordata, Mammalia, Carnivora, Ursidae. The transcript has a single exon.